UGACGUUCGUCAUGGCCGCCUCCUUGGCUAGAGGAGGCGUGAACGCGAAGGUUCUGCUGCGGGCUCCGAGGGACAUUUGGUGGAGGAGACCUGGGGGCUGUUCGGGGUCCGGGGAGACGGCAGCGCCGGCGAUAACCAGGAAAUUCCGGGGGACAGGCUCCCGCCGAUCGGGAGAGGAGGAAGCCGGCGUCUCUGAGGGGCCUGAGGACGUAGUGAAUGUGGUGUUUGUCGACCGGUCAGGCCAGCGGAUUCCAGUGAGCGGCAGAGUUGGGGACAGUGUUCUCCACCUGGCCCAGCGCCACGGUGUGGACCUGGAAGGGGCUUGCGAAGCCUCCCUAGCAUGUUCCACCUGCCAUGUGUAUGUGAGCAAGGACCACCUGGACCUUCUGCCGCCUCCUGAGGAGAGGGAAGAUGACAUGCUGGACAUGGCCCCCCUCCUGCAGGAGAACUCCCGGCUGGGCUGCCAGAUCAUGCUGACACCAGAGCUGGAAGGGGCAGAAUUCACCUUGCCCAAGAUCACCAGGAACUUCUACGUGGAUGGCCAUGUCCCCAAGCCCCACUGACAAGGGCAGCUGUAUGGUCCAGUGCUGCCACGGUACUGGGGGCUGAACUGAAGGAUUAGCCAAGCUGUCAGGCCCAGCCCAGAGCAUUGGAAGGCUGGAGAGAGAUGCAGGAAGCCUUCGAAAAGGCCGAAGCCCCUGCUUGGGAGAGAUCUCGUCGUCAGGCCAAGCUCCGGUGGGGCUAGAGCCCCUGCUGUGGCAGCUCCCCCAAACCCCUAAGAAAUGGGGCACUAGAAGGGGCAGACUUAAAUUGGAGCUGCAAUAAAACUGUCUUAGACUUCCA
Otolemur garnettii (small-eared galago) is the source of this 843-nucleotide messenger RNA. It is a transcript of the gene FDX2, whose product is annotated as ferredoxin 1 like. The transcript has 5 exons. Gene Ontology annotation, biological process: P450-containing electron transport chain; positive regulation of oxidoreductase activity. Gene Ontology annotation, molecular function: 2 iron, 2 sulfur cluster binding. Lineage: Eukaryota; Metazoa; Chordata; Mammalia; Primates; Galagidae. Gene Ontology annotation, cellular component: mitochondrion. The coding region runs from base 12 to 563 and encodes 183 amino acids. The record is from RefSeq and is a predicted model, not a curated record.